AUGAACUCUUACCUCGAAUACGUUUCCAAUGCAGAUAUCUUGACUUUUUCACCAAAGUUUUGUCACGGCAAUUCCCCGCCGGUGUCUGUCCAGCAGCGCUCCGGAGAGGGUCGUUGCUUCGCAAGUGGACCCAUUGGUGAUCCAUCUGCCAGCCAUCAUCACCACCAUCAUCAUCAUCACCUUCAUCAGCCGGUGCCUUCUAGUCUCGAACUCUCCUACGAUCCCGCUGCACCCGUUGAUGUUAACCUCUUAUCUCUGAGUAAUUUGGGCUAUGAUUUUCCUUUCGCUGCUAAUCAGGAAUUGGAUGACAGUGGGGGAUCAGUCCCAUACGCGACCUCUGUUUACUCAGGAAGCGCAUCUUUUCCGCUGACUGAGCGGCAGCACGAAUACAGCAUCUCACUUGGUGACCAGGGGCAAUACCAAACGGGUGGCAAGGAAUCCCCGAACUUUUACACAGGACAUUAUUAUCAGAGCCUCUCCCCGUCUCAGGGCAGCUAUCAUCAGAGGCCGGAAUCUCCCACCACAGAGCGAGUCGCCAGUGCGAAUACUUUCGAGUGGAUGAAAGUGAAACGAAAUCAUUCUAAGACAGCGAAACAAGCCGAAUAUGGGAUUGCCAGCUCUCCCAGCACAGUCCGCACUAAUUUCACCACCAAACAGCUCACGGAAUUGGAGAAGGAAUUUCACUUCAAUAAGUAUUUAACUCGAGCCCGGCGUGUGGAGAUAGCAAACGCCCUUCAACUCAACGAGACGCAGGUGAAGAUUUGGUUCCAGAACCGGAGAAUGAAACAGAAGAAGAGGGAGAGGGAAGGUGUGCUGGCGAGUCUGGCUUCUCUGAGCUGUAGCCAGGACUCGCCAUCCGGUGAGAGUUCGGAUAAGUCGGACACCGCCUCGCCGUUGCCUUCCCCCUCUGCAAAGAGCUCAACACCAACUCCAAGCUCAGUGUUGUGACCUUAUCAAACUGUAACAAAAGCUUUGGGGAAGUGAGCUUUCAAUUCCAGAUUCAAAAGAACAAAGCCACGAAAUGCGUUUAUGCAAUCUCCAGGCCCCAAAGUACUGCAAUCACUUUAGCACACUUGACUAUUUUGGUAUUGAUUCUACCUGGGUAUAUAUGUGCAGGCGAAGUAGGCUGCUAUUUGUAUAUAUUUUGUGAGAUUUUUUAAUUUCUGUGACUACUGAAUUGGUCUCAAGGGUCGUGAUCAAUGUAUUUACCUUUACCUGGAAUGUUAUAUGCACAAACGAUGUUAACCGUUCGAUGCAAAGCAAAAACCAAAUGUUAUCAUCCAACUGAUGGUAAAAGACUACUUUUUCUUGAAACAAAUUUGCACAGACAAUAAGUCGAUCUUUGCAAGUAAAAGAGCCACACAAAAACGGUCCAAUUAAAGGCUGCAACAACUUCUAUUUACUGCAUUGCUAGAAUUGCUACUUUGUAUUUAGCAGAUUGUUUUCUAUUGAUUUAUGUGUUGAUGACAACGAUGAAUGAAAGGUAUCUUGUUCGACUCGACUCCAAGAAUGAAUGGACUUUGCACAAUUUAUGCCUCAGGUUGAAAGAUUCUGGUUGCUGCUAUGUAACACUGUGCCUAUCUAACGCUGCAAUCUUUCACUUGUAAACUAUGCUAAGUAAUUAUCCUACCUCUGUUUACACUGUGUAUUAGGGCUGACGAGGUUAUUGUUUUAUCUGCUCUAUUACGAAAUUGAGUUGGAAGUAAAACUGUGUAUUUUAAAGCCAGGAAAAGUUUGUCAGCUUUAGUAAUUAUAAAUGUUUACGAUUAUGUGCAACAGUGGGAACAAAACAACAAAUUUUGAAUAAAACAAACAACACAUUUUGUUAUUUUGAUCAGUAA
Molecule: messenger RNA, 1841 nt
Organism: Callorhinchus milii (elephant shark)
Lineage: Eukaryota; Metazoa; Chordata; Chondrichthyes; Chimaeriformes; Callorhinchidae
Product: homeobox protein Hox-D1
Exons: 2
Coding region: 1-948 (315 amino acids)
Biological process (GO): regulation of transcription by RNA polymerase II
Cellular component (GO): nucleus
Molecular function (GO): RNA polymerase II cis-regulatory region sequence-specific DNA binding; DNA-binding transcription factor activity, RNA polymerase II-specific
Source: RefSeq, a predicted model, not a curated record